AUAGAUAGACUAUAGUCCACCUAAUAACGGCUAGAAAAUUAUAUCAAAAGCAUUGCUAAAAAUAAGUCGUGUGCAGCUUUCUGCUGAAAUUGAGACUGGAAAAUGCUUAAGUCUCUGGCUUGACAUGACACCUGACACCAUAUUUGGCCUGAAAUGACAUAUCGCCGCCAUUUUUAAAUCUGACAUGAGUUGUAUUUAGUUAUCAAUCAAUGCCCUCUCCUUGAUGGCUGACGGAAAUCUAGUGGAUGAUAACUAGUCUUUAAAUUUGCUCUUGCUGCUCAUAUGUAAGGUAUUAAGACACCCUCAAGGAGUUAUUCCUAGAAAAAAUGCCGAUUCUUGAGAAUGUGAAUCCAGAAAUUCACCAGAAAGCGAGUGCGCGCGAGAUAACUCAUGCCGAAGAAGACGACGAUGUUGUGGACGAGAUAGACGGCAGAGAAAUAUUUGAUCUUAUCCGUAACAUCAAUGAUCCGGAGCACCCACUGUCCCUGGAGGAGUUAAAUGUGGUAGAGAAUUCUCGUGUACAUGUGGACAAUGCACAAAACCGUGUGAUGGUGGACUUCACUCCCACCAUACCUCACUGUAGUAUGGCCACGCUGAUAGGACUGUCCAUAAGAGUGAAGUUACUCAGGUCUUUACCCAACAGGUUUAAGGUAGAUGUUAGAAUCACCCCAGGGACCCAUGCCUCAGAGGAAGCAGUGAACAAGCAGCUGGCAGACAAAGAACGUGUUGCAGCAGCCUUAGAAAACAGCCACCUGUUAGAAGUUGUCAACCAGUGCCUGUCAUCAAACAAGACAUCAUCAGAGUGAGGAGGUGUCAUGGGUGACUCUGUGACAACAUGGUUGCCAUAGGUGACAAGAUGAUAACAGUGAUAUACUUGGGCAGCAUUAAGUGACAUUGGUGACAGUGUGACAUAUUUGCGUGGGCGAAAGUUGUAAAUAUUGAAAAUUCUGAAAGCGUAGUUUGCAAUUUCUGAUUGCAUUUAGACCAUUUGAAAAAGAAUGAUCAAAAUGAAGACUGAAAAUCCUGCAACCGGGCAUAAUCCUGAAAACUUUCACUCAAGUAUUUGACAUAUUGACAGUAUAAAGUAAUAUUGGUGAAAAAAUAGACCGGUGACAAAAUGGCAAAUUAGAGCGCCAUUGUUGACAAGAUGACAUCUUUGAUACAAUGGAAGAUGGUUGACACUGUGACACUUGUGACACUGUGGCUAAUUGGCCUGACUAUGGUGACAAACUUGUUGCUGAAUAUCUGAGUUCAAUAAGCAUGCACAUGCAGAAGUUUAAAAAUGAAGUAGCUGGUACUCAGCUCUGCUUAGAUUUGAGAGAUAACCUAAAUUUUGGACAGUGAAUCUUCUUAGGUCGUUGAUUUGGUUGCUGUGAAAAUUUUAUUUUUCACUUGACAGAACAAUGUGCGACUUUCAGUAAAACUCAAAAAACUAUAUCCGGUGAAAGAAUCAGCUCUGAUGUGAUAUUUAAUCAAAUUUUCAGAAGUACAGCAAGCAGGUUCUAAUGGUUUCUUUGUGGAUUUUAGCAUACAUCAUUUUAAUGCAUCGCGUUUUAGUUUGCAUAGAUCAUGCAUUCUUGUUAAGAGAGUUCACAAAAGUGAAAAUGUUUCGUUUAGCG
Molecule: messenger RNA, 1619 nt
Organism: Lingula anatina
Lineage: Eukaryota; Metazoa; Brachiopoda; Lingulata; Lingulida; Lingulidae
Product: cytosolic iron-sulfur assembly component 2B
Cellular component (GO): cytosolic [4Fe-4S] assembly targeting complex
Source: RefSeq, a predicted model, not a curated record